Pestalotiopsis fici W106-1 is the source of this 1419-nucleotide messenger RNA. RefSeq lists its product as uncharacterized. The record is from RefSeq and is a predicted model, not a curated record. Lineage: Eukaryota; Fungi; Ascomycota; Sordariomycetes; Amphisphaeriales; Sporocadaceae. The transcript has 2 exons. The coding region runs from base 1 to 1419 and encodes 472 amino acids.
AUGUCCGAACAGCCCAACGGUGCGCCCGUCGCAGGCGCACCUGCUGCACCAACUCAACAGCCCAACACCUCAGCAAAGGCCGAGACGAUCGCAAAGGAUGUAAAGCCCGCUGCCCCCGCGAAGGGUCAGCCUGCAAAGGACAAGGAUGACAAGAAGCCAGCAGAUGCUUCAGCAGGAGAGAAGAAGCUCACAGGUGCCGAGCUCAAGGCCAAGGCCAAGGCAGAAAAGGCUGCCCGACGAGCACAGCAGAAGAACACAAAGGAGGUCGCCAAAGCAGAGGCGGCUGUAUCCUCAUCUCCGCUCCAACUUGGACCUGCUGCCUCUGAAGUAAAGGGCAAGCCAAAGGGCAAAGAUGCUGCAGCUGGUGCGGCGGGAAGCAGACCCGUCCUAGCCAAGGCCCCUCCCUCAUCGAUCAUCACGGAGCAGAAGAUUCAAAUUCCAGAGUGCUUCAGUCAUUUGUCUAUGGCCAAGAGAAUACCCAUGACACAGGCCGACAAGGAUGUGCACCCUGUUGUUCUUGCUCUGGGACAGCAGAUGGCUACGUUUGCCAUUGACGAGAGCAUCACAAGACUGCGAGCGACGCUUCUUGCAUUCAAGAAGGUCAUCCAAUCAUACACCACGCCCCCUGGUCAUACACUGGCCAGACAUUUCACACCACACGUUCUCAACCCACAAAUCGAAUAUCUGACAGCAUGUCGUCCGAUGUGCUUUUCUAUGGGUAAUGCCAUAAGAUGGCUUAAGCUCCAAGUCAGUAAGAUCGAUAUGGACGCAACUGAGGAGGACGCCAAGCGGGAUCUUUGCCAUGCCAUUGAUACUUUCGUGGCUGAGCGCAUCACUGUGGCAGAGGAAGUAGUCACCGAGGCUGGUGCAAAGUCUAUCCAAGAUGGCGAUGUUGUUCUCACCUACGGCAGAAGCACUGGGGUCGAGCGGGCACUACUUCUUGCCCGAGCCUCUGGAACAAAAUUCUCUGUUUUCGUCAUUGACGACCCUUACGAGAAGCCCGGCCAGAUUAUGGCAAAGAACUUGGCUGCAGCAGACAUUGAUGUCUCGUACAGCGGCGAUUUGGGCGGCCUGGUCAACCACCUCAAGAGAGCAAACAAGGUUCUCGUCGGAGCUGAGGCGGUAUUCAGCAAUGGCGCUCUGUACGCACGAUCUGGAACAUGCGAUAUUGCAUUGGCUGCCCAAGAACUCAACCUCGGUGUUGUUGUUCUGUGCCAGACGAUCAACAUUACAGAAAGGGUCGCUACCGACUCACUGACGUACAACGAAAUUGACCCGGAGAGAUGUCAAGCUGCGUCGUUCCGUUUGCUAUAUGAUACCACCCCAGACAAAUACCUGCACCUUUUGAUUACGGAGCUGGGAACCGUCCAGCCGAGAUCUGCCCCCGAUCUGCUAAGAAAGCUCGAAGAGUUCAACUAG